This is a messenger RNA of Trichoderma asperellum CBS 433.97, 1860 nucleotides long. RefSeq lists its product as uncharacterized. Gene Ontology annotation, biological process: protein ubiquitination. The record is from RefSeq and is a predicted model, not a curated record. Lineage: Eukaryota; Fungi; Ascomycota; Sordariomycetes; Hypocreales; Hypocreaceae. Gene Ontology annotation, molecular function: metal ion binding.
AUGGCCAGCCCGCAAGGUGGACCGAGCGCUCUCGCCCCCCGUGAGGCAAGGGAGGUGAGUGUCACUGCGGGUGUGACACCUGACUCGCCAUAUUCGAGCGAUGAGGAACGAAACAGCCAAGAUUUCACUUGUCGCUGGCGAACGUCCGAAUUUCACGACCAAGAGUGCUAUCGAUACUUUGACUGUCCGUCUCACCUGGUGGAGAGGCGGCUCUCUAUAGACGGCACCGACGAGCCAAGAGAAAGCGCUGCCGAAGCGACCGAAAUUCGAGACGAUCACGUUUCUCCCAGAAUUUCGAUCGACAGAAUUCUACCACGAACAGACGAAGAAAAUACGGCCGCUGAACUGGGGCGGGGUGACGAUACUCUUGUCGCGCAUCCUUUGGCGUCCUCCUCAGGGAUAUCAUCUGGGCUGGCGGCUGAGAGAGAGGAGAGCAGCACGACGAGGACGGCAGCAGCGGAUCCUACGGCUCUACCCGCCAGAACAUCAUCGCUACCGAUCAGAACUCGCAUUUCCUCCAGAAGUAUCGACUUGCGGCCAGCCGGUUCAUCCAGCAGCGAAAGCUGGGGCGAGCUCUUUGAGCAACCCAGUGGAGCGAUGUCCACCAGCGUGCCAGCUCCGGAUUCGUCAGAGAGCACCUCACCCAGAAUGUCUGCAAGGGACCAGCUAUCUGCCAUGUAUGCUGUCGAUACGGAUAGAAUAUCGAAUGAGAACGCUCUACAGCACUCGUUGACAAGAUCGUCUGAACGUGAACGUGAGCGCGAACGCCAGUCGUCGGUUGUUCUUCCUAGGUGGCAACCCGAUGGCGAAGUGACUUACUGUCCUAUAUGUCGCACUCAGUUCAGCAUCUUUGUGCGCAAACACCACUGCAGAAAAUGCGGAAGAGUCGUUUGCAAUUCCUGCUCCCCCCACAGGAUCAUCAUCCCGCAUCAGUUCAUCGUCCGGGCACCCGGCUCUGAGGUGCCGCUUCCUCCAGCACUGUUUUUUGACAGCUCAGGUGGUGGUUAUGUCGACAUGAAUGGACUCUCUGGGGGCGAGCGAGUGCGUCUCUGCAACCCAUGCGUUCCUGAUCCCAAUACGGCGCCUCCGCAAAGCCCCGGCUCUCCCGGUCUUUCACCACGUUCGGCACGACGCAGGUCGCGGAAUAGCACGGGCAGCGGAUAUCCACUCCCGCCUUCUGUAAAUAAUCGAUACGGAGGAGUGUUUGCAGCUGGUCAGAGUAAUGAUCCUUACCAAUUCUACACCUCCAGGACAAGGAGCAUCACAAUGGAUCCAACUGGACAGAGAGCAGGAGGUGCUUCAUCCUCGUCAUCUUCACGCAGGCGCAGCAGCGCCAAUUAUGAGGUAUCGUCCCUGAAUCGGCUGCUAGCCGCUGGACCAUCCCCCUUUAACAUGCAGAACCAACAUCACAUUCAUCGACGACGCUUGACUGGAGAGUCUGGUUCGUCAUCUCGGCAGAGGGCGCUGCCUCCCCCUCCUCAGAUUGCGGAGGAGGAUGAGUGCCCCAUCUGUCACCUGGAGCUUCCAUCUCGAGAACUGCCCAAUUUUGAAGCCUUACGAGAGUCACAUAUUACCACAUGUAUCCAAUCUCAUAGCACCUACGGCAGCCCUCGCGGAGCAGCAGACAGCGCCACACCACCUCCUCCCCCCCGGCGCACCGGCAUGUAUACGUAUGCCGCAACAGAGAAAGACUGUGUCGACGACGCGGAGUGCACGAUUUGUUUAGAAGAGUUCACCGUUGGCAUUCCGAUGGCACGACUCGAGUGUCUUUGUAGAUUUCACCGAUCUUGUAUUUCGGCCUGGUUUGUCAAUCACCCGGGAAGAUGUCCAGUGCACCAGCAUGACGGAUUCGGGUACUAG